Molecule: messenger RNA, 903 nt
Organism: Phlebotomus papatasi
Lineage: Eukaryota; Metazoa; Arthropoda; Insecta; Diptera; Psychodidae
Product: zinc finger protein 236-like
Exons: 1
Coding region: 1-903 (300 amino acids)
Biological process (GO): negative regulation of transcription by RNA polymerase II; regulation of immune system process; regulation of cytokine production
Source: RefSeq, a predicted model, not a curated record
AUGGAGACCUCCCGCGGAAGCGAUGAUUCCCGCGAAAUAGUCGUUCAGGCAUCAAUUUUUAUGCCAGAUGCCGCCGAGUCUGGGGAUGAGUUGGAUGAAGAAAUCCCCGCCGUGAUGUUCAGCUGCCAGUACUGCGAGAAAUACUUUAAGACAAUGGAAGCAUACGAGAUUCACUCUCAGAUGCACGUAGACAGGAAUCUCAGGAAGUGUGACUACUGUGAAAAUUGGUAUCAUACUGAGGAUCAAUUGGAGAUUCAUCUGAGGGAUCAUCUGGACAUGAAACCUUUUUUCUGUCGCGUCUGUGGUGAUAGAUUUACAAAUGAACAUUGCCUGGAGCAUCAUUUGCAACUCCAUGGAGGCAUUAAGCUCUUCCGGUGCAUCUUCUGCUUUGAGAUGUUUAGUGUUCUUGAACUUCUCAAUGCCCAUCUUGUUCUGCAUGCCCCGCCCAGUGUCUACAAAUUCCAGAGAGCUGCCGAAGAAGCCCCAAAGGCUACCACAGCUCCAGAACCACAGAGAGAAUGCCAGAAAAUUCCUCCUAUACUCCCAGUGAUCUGUGAAGUGGAGCCCCCAUCACCUCCAGACACCACCGCCAAGAGACUAAUUUCAAAGCUCCCAAAAUUGAUGCCCAAGGAUCCACCCAGGAAGCCUGCAAAGGCUUCCGGAAUCUCCAAGACGGCAAAAAGUCCACCAAAAACAGCCAUUUCACCCACAAAAGAUCCCCCAAAUUCAUCUUCGAGGAGCUCCCCGACCACCUCCACUCCCGAACCUGCCAGGACGGUCCCCGGAGGACCCCAGGUGUCUCAGUGCAAAAAUUGUGGAGUAUGCUUCAGUUCCGGACGCAAAUUGCGGGUUCAUAUGCGUCAGAGUCGCCGCAAUAAGAGCAUGUGUCGGGCCAAAAGGUGA